Leptopilina boulardi is the source of this 1818-nucleotide messenger RNA. Its product is annotated as glucose dehydrogenase [FAD, quinone]-like. Bases 1 to 1818 code for a protein of 605 amino acids. The transcript has 7 exons. The record is from RefSeq and is a predicted model, not a curated record. NCBI's taxonomy places the organism in Eukaryota, Metazoa, Arthropoda, Insecta, Hymenoptera, Figitidae. Gene Ontology annotation, molecular function: flavin adenine dinucleotide binding; oxidoreductase activity, acting on CH-OH group of donors.
AUGAAGUGUAAUAAUUGUCCAUUGCCAAUUACAAAUGGAAUUUCAUUGGCAUCCACCUGUCCAGGUUUUGUGCUUUUUCAAUUUUUGUCAAUUUUAGAAUUUUUUAUUCGUAAACAAUGUGACCUUGAGGAUCCUUGUGGACGAGUAUUACCACGUGAUAAUCCCGAAGGAAGUUACGAUUUUAUUGUUAUUGGAGCCGGAAGUGGUGGUGCAACAGUUGCAUCAAGAUUAUCGGAAAAACAAUGUUUUUCUGUUUUACUAUUGGAGGCAGGAUUAGAUGAGAUAUCAUGGGUUCAGGUACCAUCUCUAUCCAGUAGAAUUAGUGGUACAUCAGUUGAUUGGCAACAUCGUGGUGAAAUCGAAAAAUAUGGAUGUCUCAAUAAAAAAGAAAAAAGAUGCGUAUGGUGUGGAGGAAAGGUCCUAGGUGGUACUAGUUCUAUCAAUGGAAUGAUGUACAUGAGAGGAUCACAUAAAGAUUUCAACGAUUGGGAAAAACUGGGCAAUAAAGGUUGGUCCUACAAAGAUGUUCUACCAUUCUUUAAAAAAAGUGAAAAAAAUUUACAAAUGGAUGAACUUGAUCCCGAAUAUCACAGUAAUAAGGGACCUUUACCAAUUUCGAAAUUCAAUUAUCAACCACCAAUGACCCCUGAUAUUUUAGAAGCUGCUAAAGAAUUAGGUUACGAUAUUGUCGAUUUGAAUGGAAAAACUCAUACUGGUUGGACAGUUGCACAAACAACGACAAAUGGAGGAUCGCGAUUUUCAACAGCUCGAGCAUUUUUACGACCUGCACGAAAUCGUCAAAAUCUACACAUUAUGAUUAAUAGCACCGUGACGAAAAUUAUUUUCAAUGAUGAGAAAAAAGCAAUUGGAGUUGAAUUUUACAAAAAUGAAAAAUUUGUACAAGUUAGAGUUAAUAAAGAAGUCAUUGUUAGUGCAGGUGCAAUUAAUUCACCACAUAUACUGCUAAACAGUGGAAUUGGACCAAAAGAGGAAUUAGAAUUCCUUAAAGUUCCUGUUGUGCAUAAUCUUCCGGGUGUUGGAAAAAAUUUUCACGAUCAUGUUCAAUUUCUUUUGACAUUAACUAUUGAUGAGAAGGAACAGAAUGCUUUGAAUUGGGUUUCGGCUAUGGAUUAUUUACUUUACAGAAAAGGACCACUAUCAUCAACAGGUGGAUGGCAAGUGACUGGAAUGAUAAAUACAAAAUUUGCAAAUCCACAAGAUGAUCAUCCGGAUAUACAUAUGGUAUACGGUGGAUAUGGAGCAUUCUGUUCACAGUCUGCAAAUAUAAAUACGGAUGAAAAUUCAAGAAGAAAAGUAACAAUAGUACCAGUGGUGCUACAUCCCAAAAGUAGAGGUUACGUUCGUUUGGCGAACAAUAAUCCUUUAUCAAGACCACGCGUUACAGCUAAUUUUUUCUCUCAUCCCAAUGACGCGUCAGUUCUAGUCGAAGGAAUUAAAUUUGCCCUUAAAAUGAUAAAAGCAAAAGCUCUUGAAAAAUAUGACUUUCAAUUGGACGAGACACCGGUGAAAAAUUGUGAAAAUUUGAAAUUUGGAAGCGAUUCCUAUUGGCAGUGUGCUGUGAGACAUGAUACAUCGACAGGUGCACAUUAUGCUGGUUCUUGUAAAAUGGGAUCUAAUUCAGAUAAAUUGGCAGUAGUUGAUAAUGAAUUGAGAGUUAGAGGUGUUCAAGGAGUGAGAGUUGCCGAUACCAGUAUUAUGCCACGAGUUACAUCGGGAAAUACAAAUGCCCCGGCAAUUAUGAUUGGCGAAAGAGCUGCAGAUUUUAUUAAGAAAACUUGGAAAUUCAACUAUUGUUAA